Messenger RNA from Saimiri boliviensis boliviensis (Bolivian squirrel monkey), 939 nucleotides. RefSeq names its product olfactory receptor family 51 subfamily I member 2 (gene OR51I2). The record is from RefSeq and is a predicted model, not a curated record. Gene Ontology annotation, molecular function: olfactory receptor activity; G protein-coupled receptor activity. Lineage: Eukaryota; Metazoa; Chordata; Mammalia; Primates; Cebidae. Gene Ontology annotation, cellular component: plasma membrane. Gene Ontology annotation, biological process: G protein-coupled receptor signaling pathway.
AUGGAAUUGUUCAAUGUCACUCAGCCUGCAUUCUUUCUCCUGACUGGUAUCCCUGGCCUGGAGAGCUCUCACUCCUGGCUGGCAGGGCCCCUCUGUGUGAUGUACGCUGUGGCCCUUGGGGGAAAUGCAGUGAUCCUGCAGGCUGUGCGAGUGGAGCCCAACCUCCACAAGCCCAUGUCCUACUUCCUGUCCAUGUUGUCUUUCAGUGAUGUGGCCAUGUCCAUAGCCACACUGCCCACUGUACUCCGAACCUUCUGCCUCAAUGCCCACAGCAUCACUUUUGAUGCCUGUCUAAUUCAGAUGUUUCUUAUUCACUCCUUCUCCAUGAUAGAAUCAGGUAUUCUGCUGGCCAUGAGUUUUGACCGCUACGUGGCCAUUUGUGACCCCUUUCGCUAUGCCACUGUGCUCCCCAAUGAAGUCGUUGCUGCAAUGGGUUUAGGUGUGACUGCUCGAAGCUUCAUCACCCUCCUCCCUCUUCCCUUUCUUAUUAAGAGGCUGCCUAUCUGCAGAUCCAAUGUUCUUUCUCACUCCUACUGCCUGCACCCAGACAUGAUGAAGCUUGCCUGUGCAGAUAUCACUAUCAACAGCAUCUAUGGACUCUUCGUUCUUGUAUCCACCUUUGGCAUGGACCUGUUUUUUAUCGUCCUCUCCUAUGUGCUUAUUCUGCAUUCUGUCAUGGCCAUUGCUUCCCAUGAAGAACGCCUCAAAGCUCUCAACACAUGUGUGUCACAUAUCCUGGCUGUACUUGCGUUUUAUGUGCCAAUGAUUGGGGUCUCCAUGGUGCACCGCUUUGGGAAGCAUGUCCCAAGCUACAUACAUGUCCUCAUGUCAAAUGUAUACCUGUUUGUGCCUCCUGUGCUCAACCCUCUCAUUUACAGCGUCAAGACAAAGGAAAUCCGCCGAGCCAUUGUCCGCAUGUUUCACCGCAUCAAAAUAUGA